Molecule: messenger RNA, 1305 nt
Organism: Fulvia fulva
Lineage: Eukaryota; Fungi; Ascomycota; Dothideomycetes; Mycosphaerellales; Mycosphaerellaceae
Product: L-saccharopine oxidase
Exons: 1
Coding region: 1-1305 (434 amino acids)
Molecular function (GO): flavin adenine dinucleotide binding; saccharopine oxidase activity; sarcosine oxidase activity
Source: RefSeq, a predicted model, not a curated record
AUGCCUAGCAAAGACGCGCCGAUCGCGAUCCUGGGCGGCGGUGCCUGGGGACUGUCCACAGCCCACUACCUGACCAACGCCGGCUACACGAACAUCACAGUCUACGAGCGCGCCGAGAAGAUCCCCUCGCCCUACUCAGCAGCCUACGACCUGAACAAGAUCGUCAGAGCAGAAUACGAAGACCCAUUCUACACACAACUCGCCCUCGAAGCGAUAGAACAGUGGAAGACACCGCUCUUUGGCCCACACUACCACCAGACCGGCUACGUAGUCGCAACAACAGGAAGAGCACCACAAAAGGCGAUAACACAUCUCCAAGAAGCGCUGAAGAACAUCGAACACCACCCCGUAUUUGGCCCAGGUGUGCGCAGACUCGAUGGAGCGAAAGACUUCAAGGACUACACAUGGCAGUACUCAGGCCCACUCUCCGGCUUCAAGGGCUACUUCAACCGCAUAGCGGGCUACGCCCACUCCUCCGACACCCUUGAAGGCCUCUGGCGACACUGUGCUUCCAAGGGAGUCAAAUUUGUCCUCGGCGAACAAUCAGGCAAAGUCAUCAAACUCAACUACACCGGCAAGAAAUGCACCGGCUUCCAAACCGCCGAUGGCAGAGAACACAAAUCCGCCCUCACCAUCGUUGCCCUCGGCGCCCACGCCGCCUCCCUCCUCCCCGGCGUCGGCAAGUUCGCAGUAGCACGCUCCUGGUCCGUCGCCCACGUGCAACUCACCGAAGACGAAGUGAACCACCUCCGCGGCAUCCCCACCACCAACGUCCGCGAUCUCGGCUUCUUCUUCGAGCCCGACCCAAAGACACGGCUCUUCAAACUCUGCCCUCUCGGCAUAGGAUACACCAACCCCGACGCCAGCGGCGUUUCCCUUCCACCAGCGGACAAGCUCCCACCGCCUCAAGACUUCAUCCCCAAAGAAGACGAAGCGAAGCUCCGCCAACUACUCCGCGAGACUUUCCCCUGGAUGGCAGAUCGUCCCUUCGUAGAUCAGAAGCUGUGCUGGUUUGCGGAUACGCACGACUCAGAAUUCACGAUCGAUUUCGUGCCCGAAACUGACAACUCUGUAAUCUGCUUGACUGGUGAUUCAGGUCAUGGGUUCAAGAUGAUGCCGGUGUUUGGCAAGUGGGUUGUGGAGCUUCUCAAUAACGGCAAGCAAGAUCUGAAGAGGUGGCAGUGGAAGGACAUUGAUCUGAGGAAUCAGGAUUGGGGUGAGGCGGUGAGCUGGAGGAUUGGGAAGGGUGCGGUGUUGAAGGAUUUGAUCCAGGCGAAGGAGAAGGUUGUUAGGGCGAGAUUGUAA